Glycine soja is the source of this 4199-nucleotide messenger RNA. Its product is annotated as phospholipid-transporting ATPase 1-like. Gene Ontology annotation, cellular component: plasma membrane. NCBI's taxonomy places the organism in Eukaryota, Viridiplantae, Streptophyta, Magnoliopsida, Fabales, Fabaceae. Gene Ontology annotation, molecular function: ATPase-coupled intramembrane lipid carrier activity; ATP hydrolysis activity; magnesium ion binding. The record is from RefSeq and is a predicted model, not a curated record. The coding region runs from base 334 to 3945 and encodes 1203 amino acids. Gene Ontology annotation, biological process: phospholipid translocation. The transcript is spliced from 7 exons.
AUCUUCUUCCUUGCAAUUCCCUUUCAUAGACUCAUCAUACCCUUCUUCUUCUUCCCUCUACAACGUCUUUGACCUUAAACCUCUCCCUCCCCAACACGCUAUUCUUCUUCAAAAAUUAAUCUAACAACUCUUCUUAUAUACCCUUUUUUUCUUCUUUUCAGCUACCCUUCUCAAAGUGUUCAUAAUUAUUAAACUGCUACAUAUACAUAUAUUUGUUGCACAGCCACAAUAUUUAGUUUAGUUAGUUACUUCCUUAAUUUUUUUUCCAAAGUUGUAGUUUUUGUUUCUUCAAGCCUUCACAUUUUUCCACUGUCACUAGUUUAUAUAUGAAUCAUGGGUUCUAAUAGGCCACUUCUAAUGACAGUACCAUCUCCAACAACAACUUCUAGCACCUCUAUUGAUCCUGAGCUUCCAAAAUCAAAGUCAAGUUCCAGCAAUAACGCCUUCAACCCUUUUGAGAACACUCUCAACAACUCAUCAUCAUCACGCAGAAGUUCUGGGAGCAGGAGCAACAACUCUAUCCAUGAAGUGAGUUUGAGCAGUUCAGGGUCCAUUAAAUCCAAACCUGUGAGGUAUGGCUCAAAGGGUGGUGCAGAUUCUGAAGGACUCAGCAUGUCACAAAGGGAGCUCAGAGAUGAGGAUGCAAGGUUAGUGUACAUAAACGAACCUUUCAAAACAAACGAGGCUUUUGAGUUUGCAGCGAACUCAAUCCGCACAAGCAAAUACUCCCUCCUCACUUUCAUUCCAAGGAACCUCUUUGAACAAUUCCACAGGGUUGCUUACGUGUACUUCCUCAUAAUUGCAAUUCUCAACCAACUUCCUCAGCUUGCAGUGUUUGGAAGAACUGUUUCCAUCUUGCCACUGGCCUUUGUGCUGUUUGUCACAGCUGUGAAGGAUGUGUAUGAGGAUUGGAGAAGGCACCAGAAUGAUAAAGUUGAGAACAAUAGGUUAGCAUCAGUUAUGGUUGAUGGAGGAAGAAGCUUUGUGGAGAAAAAAUGGAGGGAUGUUAGAGUUGGUGAGGUGAUAAAGAUCAAGGCAAAUGAGACUAUCCCUUGUGAUACUGUGUUGCUCUCAACUAGUGAUCCAACUGGAGUUGCAUAUGUGCAGACUAUUAAUCUUGAUGGUGAGUCCAAUUUGAAGACAAGGUAUGCAAAGCAAGAGACACAUGGUAAGGAGGGGUUUGGUGGGGUGAUUAAGUGUGAGAAACCCAAUAGGAACAUUUAUGGAUUUCUUGCUAACAUGGAAGUUGAUGGCAAGAAGUUGUCUCUUGGGUCCUCUAAUAUUGUGCUUAGAGGAUGUGAACUCAAGAAUACUAGUUGGGCUAUUGGUGUUGCUGUGUAUUGUGGGAGUGAGACCAAGGCUAUGCUGAAUAACUCAGGAGCUCCUUCUAAGAGGAGCCGGUUGGAGACACGCAUGAAUUCUGAGAUCAUUUGGCUCUCUUUCUUCCUUGUGGCAUUGUGUACAGUCACCUCAGUUUGUGUUGCGGUGUGGCUGAAGCGCCACAAGGAUGAGUUGAAUCUGUUGCCUUAUUAUAGGAAACUUGACUUUUCAGAAGGGGAUGUGGAUAGCUAUGAGUACUAUGGAUGGGGGUUGGAAAUUUUCUUCACAUUUCUCAUGUCAGUUAUAGUGUUCCAAGUGAUGAUUCCCAUUUCCUUGUACAUUUCCAUGGAGCUUGUGAGGGUUGGUCAGGCCUACUUUAUGUUCCAAGACAAGAGAAUGUAUGAUGAGGCAACAAAGUCAAGGUUUCAGUGCAGGGCUUUGAACAUUAAUGAAGAUUUGGGGCAGAUUAAGUAUGUUUUCUCAGACAAAACCGGCACUCUCACUCAGAACAAGAUGGAGUUUCAAUGUGCAAGCAUCUGGGGGGUUGAUUACAGUUCUAAAGAGAACAACAGCAUGGAGAGGGAUGAGGUAGUUGAACAUUCUGUGGAAGUGGAUGGAAAGGUCUUCAGACCAAAAAUGAAGGUGAAAGUCAAUCCAGAGCUUUUGCAGCUAUCAAGAAGUGGACUUCAAAAUGUGGAGGGAAAACGGAUUCAUGAUUUCUUUCUAGCAAUGGCAACCUGCAACACUAUUGUGCCUCUUGUUGUUGACACACCAGACCCUGAUGUCAAGCUGAUAGAUUACCAAGGAGAAUCUCCAGAUGAACAAGCAUUAGCUUAUGCUGCCGCCGCCUAUGGUUUUAUGCUCACAGAAAGAACCUCUGGCCAUAUAGUCAUUGAUAUUCAUGGACAAAGACAAAAGUUCAAUGUCUUGGGUUUACAUGAAUUUGACAGUGACAGGAAGAGAAUGUCAGUUAUAUUGGGGUACCCUGACAAUUCUGUGAAAGUUUUUGUCAAAGGAGCAGACACAUCCAUGCUUAAUGUGAUAGACAGGUCAUUUAAAAUGGACUUAGUAAGAGCCACUGAAGCACAUCUUCACUCUUACUCUUCUAUGGGUUUGAGGACACUUGUUAUUGGCAUGAGAGACUUGAAUGCUUCAGAAUUUGAGCAAUGGCAUGGAUCCUUUGAGGCAGCAAGCACUGCUGUGUUUGGCAGGGCUGUGAUGCUUCACAAGGUUUCGAGCAUUGUAGAAAACAAUCUCACCAUAUUGGGAGCAUCUGCCAUUGAAGAUAAGCUGCAACAAUGUGUGCCUGAAUCCAUUGAGUCUCUAAGGAUUGCAGGCAUUAAAGUAUGGGUUCUGACUGGGGACAAACAAGAAACUGCCAUAUCCAUUGGCUACUCCUCAAAGCUCCUAACAAGCAACAUGACUCAGAUUAUAAUCAAUAGCAAGAACAGAGAAUCAUGCAGAAAAAGUUUACAAGAUGCCCUUGUCAUGUCUGAAAAGCUCAUGUCCACAUCCGAUGUUGCAAACAAUGCUGGAGGAAGUUCACAUGCAACUCCAGUAGCCUUGAUUAUCGAUGGUACCAGCCUUGUGCAUAUUCUUGACAGUGAACUUGAAGAACAGCUAUUUCAACUUGCAAGUAGAUGUUCUGUUGUUCUAUGUUGCCGAGUUGCUCCGCUGCAAAAGGCAGGGAUUGUUGCCCUUGUGAAGAAUAGGACAUCUGACUUGACACUAGCUAUUGGAGAUGGUGCUAAUGAUGUCUCAAUGAUCCAAAUGGCUGAUGUUGGAGUUGGCAUCAGUGGACAAGAGGGUCGGCAAGCUGUAAUGGCAUCUGAUUUUGCAAUGGGGCAGUUUAGGUUUUUAGUUCCUCUUUUAUUGAUACAUGGUCACUGGAAUUACCAACGGCUCGGUUAUAUGAUACUGUACAAUUUUUACAGAAAUGCUGUCCUUGUUCUUGUCCUAUUUUGGUAUGUGCUCUACACUGCCUUCACUUUGACAACUGCUAUAAAUGAAUGGAGCUCCACGUUAUACUCAAUAAUCUACAGUUCAUUGCCAACUAUAAUUGUUGGUAUUCUCGACAAGGAUGUUGGUAAAAGGACUCUCCUAAAGUACCCUCAACUUUAUGGGGCAGGACAGAGACAUGUGGCCUACAACAAGAAAUUAUUUUUGUUAACAAUGUUAGAUACUUUGUGGCAAAGCAUGGUUAUCUUCUGGGCACCCCUCUUUGCAUAUUGGAGUAGCACAGUUGAUGUGGCAAGCAUUGGAGACCUUUGGACUUUAGGAGUUGUUAUUUUGGUUAAUUUACACUUGGCCAUGGAUGUCAUUAGGUGGUAUUGGGUGACCCAUGCUGUCAUUUGGGGGUCUAUAGUUGCAACUUUCAUUAGUGUCAUGAUCAUUGAUGCUAUCCCCAAUCUUCCUGGCUACUGGGCCUUCUUUGAUGCUGCAGGAACUGGAUUGUUCUGGUUAUUGUUGCUUGGAAUCAUAGUGGCAGCAUUGCUUCCACGUUUGGUUGUAAGAUUUGUUUAUCAAUAUUAUUUUCCUAAUGAUAUUCAAAUUUGUAGAGAAGCUGAGAAGAUUGGGUAUGAGAGAGUUGUUGAAAGUGGACACAUAGAAAUGCUUCCUAUCUAAGAUAAUGCAUCAAGAUAAGAGAAGUGAUCUUCUCCCUUUUUUUCUUUUGUAAAGUUGUAUAUUCUUUUGGCUAUUGAGAGUAUUUCUCUUUAUUACCGGAUUUCAUUGGUUGCUAUCCGAAGGAUAGAGGUUUUGUUAUCACUGUAGAGGUUUGUUGUAUCUUCAUUCUUUUGUAUCAUAAAUUUAGCAUGUUGUAAAUAAUCUUGAUUACAACAGAAAAAGAAAAAGAAAAAGAAAUAGUCGAUUGCAUGUUA